GCGCACCGCACCCCGCGAGCCCGGUACCCUAGCGGAUCAGCAUCUUUUCGAUAGUCCCCCGCCUGGCGGUAGUCCCGGGUGAGCUGCCUGGAGCCGGCGUACCCGCCCCGAGCGCGCCGCCGCGGCCGACUCCGCCCCCUUUCGGCACGGGCCGCGCGUACCCGCAGAGCCCAGCCGUAUCACGAGUGCGCGCAUUGCCCGCGGAGCCGCAGUUAAACUGGUCCGAGGGGGACCUGGCGCUCCCCCGGCCACGGCGCUGACUGAUUGAGCCGGCGAGCCGGGCCCGGACUCGGACUGGUCGCAUAGCCGGCAGGCUUCCUCCCUCCCUCGCGUCCCCAAAGCUCGCUCCAUCGUUCUCCCGGCUUUUCUGGGCAAAGCAUGUAGCCCCCGUCGGGCGCCCGGGCAGCCCGCACCUGACGCCCACCCCCCACCGUCGCGUGUGUGCCCGUGUGUGUGUGUGUGUGUGUGUGUGUGUGCGCGCGCGCGCAGGUCGGGCGACCCUGCCGCGGGCCCGAGGCCGAGCCAGCGAGCGGCCUGUCCCGCUGCCGGGAGCCCACAUCUCCGGGCCUCCCUCCGUCCCUGUCCCUGUCCCCGUCCUUGGGGCCUUCUAUAUGGGCCACCUUCUCUCGAAGGAGCCGCGUAACCGCCCGAGUCAGAAGAGGCCUCGCUGUUGUAGCUGGUGCCGCCGCCGCCGCCCUCUGCUCAGGCUGCCCCGCCGAUCCCCGGCCAAGGCGCCCCCUCAACCGGCGGCGCCCCGGAGCCGGGACUGCUUCUUUCGCGGGCCCUGCAUGCUCUGCUUCAUCGUGCACAGCCCCGGCGCGCCCGCCCCCGCCGGCCCAGAGGAGGAGCCGCCGUUCUCGCCGCCGCCGAGGGACGGGGCCUACGCCGCCGCCGCCGCCGCCUCCUCGCAACACCUAGCGAAGCGCUACGCGGCCCUGGCCGCCGAGGACUGCGCCGCCGCUGCCUGCCGCUUCCUGCUGUCUUCGGCCGCCGCCGCUGCCGCCGCCGCCGCUUCGGCCUCGUCGCCUGCCUCUUGUUGCAAAGAGCUGGGGCUGGCUGCUGCCGCCGCCUGGGAGCAAGAGGGUCGGAGCCUCUUCCUGGCCAGCGUGGGGCCCGUGCACUUCCUGGGGCCUGCCGCCGCCGUGCAGCUCUUCCGGGGACUGUCGCCGCCGCCGCCCGAGUCCCCUACUCCCCCAGAGAUGGUGUGCAAGCGGAAAGGGGCCGGGGUCCCCGCUUGCACCCCCUGCAAGCAGCCCCGCUGUGGUGGCGGGGGCUGCGGCAGCGGCGGCGGCGGCGGCGGGGGAGGGCCUGCGGGGGGAGGAGCCUCACCGCCACGGCCCCCCGACGCCGGCUGCUGCCAGGUCCCAGAGCAGCCCCCGCAGCCGCUCUGUCUCCCGCCCACCUCUCCCACUUCCGAAGGUGCCCCCACCGGGGCAGGCGGGGACGCUGUCCGAGCUGGGGGUGCUGCCCCCUCGCCCGCCCAGCAGCAUGAAAGCGGCGACGCGGACUGUCAGGAGUCCCUCGAAAACCCCUGCGACUGUUACCGGGAACCGCCCCCCGACAUCCCAGACAUCAACCAGCUGCCGCCAUCCAUUCUGCUCAAGAUAUUUUCCAAUUUGUCUUUGGAUGAGCGUUGCCUUUCUGCAUCAUUGGUUUGCAAGUACUGGCGUGACCUUUGUUUGGAUUUUCAGUUUUGGAAGCAGCUGGAUCUUAGUAGUCGUCAGCAGGUCACUGAUGAAUUAUUGGAAAAAAUUGCAUCAAGAAGUCAAAAUAUAAUUGAAAUCAACAUUUCUGAUUGUCGCAGUAUGUCUGAUACUGGCGUAUGUGUUCUAGCAUUUAAGUGUCCUGGACUUCUUAGGUAUACAGCCUACAGGUGUAAACAGCUUUCUGACACCUCUAUUAUUGCAGUUGCCUCUCACUGUCCUUUACUUCAGAAAGUGCAUGUAGGCAACCAGGACAAACUUACUGAUGAAGGACUCAAGCAGCUGGGCUCAAAAUGCAGAGAACUCAAAGAUAUUCAUUUCGGCCAGUGUUACAAGAUCUCAGAUGAAGGCAUGAUCGUCAUAGCUAAGGGCUGUCUGAAAUUACAAAGAAUAUACAUGCAGGAAAACAAAUUAGUGACAGAUCAAUCAGUGAAAGCAUUUGCUGAGCACUGUCCUGAACUACAGUAUGUUGGCUUCAUGGGUUGUUCAGUAACUUCUAAGGGAGUUAUUCACCUAACCAAGCUAAGAAACCUUUCCAGCUUAGACCUACGUCAUAUCACUGAACUGGAUAAUGAAACUGUGAUGGAAAUUGUCAAGAGGUGCAAAAAUCUUAGCUCUCUCAAUCUCUGUCUGAACUGGAUCAUAAAUGACAGGUGUGUGGAGGUCAUUGCAAAGGAAGGACAAAACCUGAAAGAGCUGUAUUUGGUGUCCUGUAAAAUCACAGAUUAUGCACUGAUUGCCAUUGGGCGAUACAGCAUGACCAUAGAGACUGUGGAUGUUGGAUGGUGUAAAGAAAUUACAGAUCAAGGAGCCACCCUGAUUGCACAGAGCAGCAAGUCUCUGAGAUAUUUGGGGCUGAUGAGAUGUGAUAAAGUCAACGAAGUGACGGUGGAACAGCUGGUGCAGCAGUACCCCCACAUCACCUUCAGCACCGUCCUGCAGGACUGCAAGAGGACCUUGGAGAGGGCCUAUCAGAUGGGCUGGACCCCCAACAUGUCUGCUGCCUCCUCCUAACGCUCCUGCUCAUGCUUAGGUCAACUGAUCGUUCAGCAAGCAGAGAGAAUUGUAGGUUUGGGGUGGGUGGUCUCUUGGAAAGGUUUUAACUGUCACCUGUUUGUGUGUAUACCCGAAUGUAUAUAUAUGUGUAUAUAUAUGUCUCAUUUGCAUACUGCAUAGCGUAAGCUCAAUUGCCGUUUGUUCCCAGGUGAGCUGGGUUUUUUCUUAAAAAUUAAAGAUUUUGAAAACCACAAACCUUUCAGUUUUAAGUUUGAGGGCUUAUUUCUCUUUAAAAAAAUAAGGUAGAGUUAAAUAAUUUGGAUGAAUUGUCUUGAGCUUCUAAUUACUGCCACUUGGAGAUACCCAAAAAAGAAAGCAACCACAUUCUUUUUUUUGAUGGGAUAGAAUUAGGCACUUUUGCUGGUUACAGCCAGAACAGAAUGGAAUCCAGUACUUUUAGAAAGCACGCACACACACACACACACACACACACACACACACACACACACACACAUCAGCCUCUCACAUCCUCUCGUAUGCAAGUGUGCUUACGUGUGCCUACACAUACACACCAGGGCAGUUUCUUUCUAGAUCAUUUCAUGACAGAAGGACCCUCCACCAGGCCAUUGAGGGAGCAUUUUUUCCUCUGGGGCUGUGUCUAACUCGGGGUAUCUACAGGUGACCAGCUUUCUAUCUGAUGGGCAACUUGGAGACUAGAGAGAAUAAAGCCUUUUGUAAAUGUUUGAUAUGGAGACAACAAUCUGAACUCCCCUGGCCAGCUCACAAGAGUUCAUUAUUCAUUGUUCUACAAAUGCAUUCUGGAGUAUGAAACAUUUUAGUUGGGUUUUACAUUAAAAUUGGGUUAGCUUUUAUUUCAUGGGUAAUAACUGGUCAGGAUGUGUUUUAGUAUUUGGAGAUAAUCGUAGCAUUAUCCACAUUGAAGCCACCAGUCCAAUUGAUGGUAUCAGUCAUUUUUUAAAAUCUACAGAUCAUCUAAUUAUUUUGUUAAUUUUGGUAAUUUUGAAAAUAUUUUUCUGAGAUUUGAGAGUAGGCACAUUAAUAGAAGAUUAAUGAGAGAUAUAAGUAGACAAUGUUUCUAAUGUUUGUUUUUUUUUUUUGCUUUGCUUUGGAAUUUAGAACAGGUUACUUGGAUAUAUGCAUGUUAUCAUUAUUUGAAUAGUUCUUAUGCUACUGCAGAGGAUCUAUUGCUGGCCAAUGUUGGCCAAUGUGUGAGUGAAGAAGGAAAAUUAUAAAACCUGUCCAUUAAAAUUCUGUUUAUACAUGUCAGAAAUAAGCAUUUCUUUGUGUAAUUAAAGAUUGCCAGCUUUUGGUUAAGCCAAUACCUAUCAGUAAGUGAACAUAUGUUGAUUUCACACAUCUUUACAAUUAAUUCAUAGUAGGGACUCCAGCUCAAAUAACCUUUCCUGUGUCUAUAUUUAUAAUAAAGACAGCAGGGAGCCUUUUUAUGCUAAAGAAUAAUUAUCUUUCACAGUAGAGCUAGAAACAAAACCCUGACUUGUAAAUUUGCUAUUUAUUCUUUCCUGAUGUGGACAUAACUCUUAUUGGAUCUUUAACAGAUGUACUGAGUUUUGAGUUUCAUUUUCCGUUAAGUCCGAAUAUUGAUAAAAUGAUAUUAGAUGUGAGAAACAAAAGAUAGCUUUACAUUUGAAUUCCAUUCACUUAUUUAUAAUGACUUCUUUUUUGUAAACAGCUGUUUCCUUUGAUUAUGUCAACAUGUUUCUGAUGUAGCAGUUUUUGUUUUUAAUCCAAAUCAGUUAGGAAAAGCUAGUUAGUCAAGUACCAAGGGUACUUUUUCCAUAACUAUAAAUGGGUUACUAAUUUAAUUUGAAGGGAUAAAAUUAGUGUAAGAAAAAAUUAAUUUACCAUUGAUAAACUGUAUUUCUUCUUAGCCAUUAAACUAAGACAUUGAACUGUAUCAUUUUCAUAUUCAUUUCCCCACCAAUGAAACAUAUCUUAUUUCACAAUAUUUUAGCUGGUUUUUAAUCCAAAACUAAUUUAUAAGAUAGUAUGUAUAGUAAUAGUAGCUUGAAUGAAUAAGCAAAAGUUUAAUUUUUAUAUAUGUCACACUAUAUAUUUUAAAUAGUUAAAAAAAGAAAGACAAAAGAAGGGAUAGCCAUCUAUGAUCCAGGUGGUGCCAUUUCAAUUCAAAGUUGUAAUAAUCUUUGGAGUGUUACAGUUUGGUUGUCAAAUGGUUUCAGAAGUGUAUAAUUGAUUUUUUUUAAAUGUUGUGUUGUUUGAAUCUAAAGUACAGCACUAUAACAUGCUUUAGCUUUGGGGCGUGGGUGGACUUAUUCUUUAAGAUGUUGACUAAUCCAGAAAGCCUGAUGCAGCAUAACCUGGAAAACUGCUUUGGUACAUUUGUAGAAAUCAGUGGAACUAUCAUACCUGGCCUCAAAACAUUAAUCUCAAAAAACAACCAGAAAAGACAUCACCUUCUGUCAUCCAGUGAUGGUUGUUGUAUGUGUUCUCAUUAGAUGCUUUGAAAUGAAGCUUAAAAAUAUUUUUUCUGGGCAAUAUAGAGUUUCCUUUUUUGCUUAGGAUGUCAUAAAUACAUGUGAGCACAUUUAAUGCAGGGCUUUUUAUCCUCUCCAAAAUGUCAACAGUAUUUUCAGAAUAAAGACUAUGAAAUAUAUUGCUGUAGUGGAAAAUUCUGGUCCUUUGUCUUUAAUGUCUUUUUGAGUGGAUAAAGAAAAUUCACCCAGUUUGUAGUUUCUAUAUUUCUGUGAAUCUUUUGACCUUGCAGUGGGUUGCAAUAAAAGAGAAACAAAA
Molecule: messenger RNA, 5489 nt
Organism: Choloepus didactylus (southern two-toed sloth)
Lineage: Eukaryota; Metazoa; Chordata; Mammalia; Pilosa; Megalonychidae
Gene: FBXL17
Product: F-box and leucine rich repeat protein 17
Exons: 9
Coding region: 612-2717 (701 amino acids)
Biological process (GO): SCF-dependent proteasomal ubiquitin-dependent protein catabolic process; G2/M transition of mitotic cell cycle; entrainment of circadian clock by photoperiod
Cellular component (GO): SCF ubiquitin ligase complex; nucleus; cytosol
Molecular function (GO): protein binding
Source: RefSeq, a predicted model, not a curated record